Molecule: messenger RNA, 4590 nt
Organism: Seriola aureovittata
Lineage: Eukaryota; Metazoa; Chordata; Actinopteri; Carangiformes; Carangidae
Gene: runx3
Product: RUNX family transcription factor 3
Exons: 8
Coding region: 462-1727 (421 amino acids)
Biological process (GO): neuron differentiation; regulation of transcription by RNA polymerase II; hemopoiesis
Cellular component (GO): nucleus
Molecular function (GO): ATP binding; RNA polymerase II cis-regulatory region sequence-specific DNA binding; DNA-binding transcription factor activity, RNA polymerase II-specific
Source: RefSeq, a predicted model, not a curated record
UGUGGAGGAUGGCGAGGAGGAUGCAGAUGUGGCUUUUAGCCUUUUACUAGCGCUGAUGCUCCAGUCUGGCCACCACCAUCGUCAGAGAUAAAGAAAGACAGACCACGCUAUCAAGCUAGCUGGCUAACCUCAGACCCUCAGCCCGCUGCGUGACAGAGGACCACAAACCCAGCCCUCCACACCAGCCUGCUUCCACCACCCGGGCUCUGUUAGGUGGGCCCCCUCUCAUCUCCAGCCCUGGCUUGUGGCUUGAGAUUCCUGCGGUAGUCACAAACCCUAGAUUCUUGGUUGCAACGGGCUCAGAGCUCCAGGAGUUUUGUCUUCUCGUGCUCUCCUUCCUUUGCUCUCUUCUCUCCCUCGCUCUCUUUGGUCUCUGCGUCUCAAAUCCACCUUUCUGCCUCUGCAAAGGUCGGUGGAGAUCGACGGCAGUGAGGGCUCCACACCGCUCUGGCUUCCCUGUCAUGGCAUCCAACAGCAUCUUUGACUCCUUCUCCAACUACAGCAGCAGUCUGCUCAGAGAGCCGCCCACCACCAGACGGUUCACGCCGCCCUCCACGUCCUUCCCCUGCAGUAAGAUUGGAGACGGCAACGGGGCCAUGGCCACCCCGGGGCCCCUCAGGUCAAGACCGGACACCAGGAACGUGGUGGACGUCUUGGCGGACCACGCCGGCGAGCUGGUCCGGACCGACAGCCCCAACUUUCUCUGCUCUGUCCUCCCUUCUCACUGGAGGUGCAACAAGACGCUGCCCGUGGCUUUCAAGGUCGUGGCUCUCGGUGAUGUUCCCGACGGGACUCUGGUCACCGUGAUGGCCGGGAACGACGAGAACUACUCGGCCGAGCUGAGGAACGCCUCUGCGGUGAUGAAGAACCAGGUUGCCCGUUUCAACGACCUGCGCUUCGUGGGCAGGAGCGGACGAGGAAAGAGCUUCACUCUGACCAUCACCGUCUUCACCGGACCGCCACAAGUGGCCACCUACCACCGCGCCAUCAAAGUCACCGUGGAUGGACCCCGGGAACCGCGCAGGCACAGAGUGAAGAUAGAAGACCCCCAGAAGAUGCAGUUCUCGGACAGGCUGUCAGAGAUCGAGCGCUACCAGCGGACUAUGCGAAUAGGCCCAGUGAACAAUAAUCCCCGCCCCAUCCACCAAACCCACCUCAGCACCACACAAGCCCUGUGGCAGGAGCAAAUGGACACCCCUGCUCUGAAGACAUGCAAGGUAGAGGAGGACCUGAGACCAUGGCCAGGGACUACAGAUCUCUUCCAACAGAGGACCACCUUCCCAUCUCUGUCGCCGCUGACUGACCCUCGCUUCUCAGACCCCCGCAUGCAUUACCCCGGGGCCUUCCCUUACUCCGCCAACACCUCCAGCACUGGCAUCAGCGGCCUCAGCAUGUCAGCCUCCUCUAGAUACCACACCUACCUGCCACCACCCUACUCAAACAACCAGACCCAGAACUUCCAGUCCAACUCCUACCUGUAUUACGGCACAGGCUCUGGAUCCUACCAGUUCUCCAUGGUGGCGCCGGGGAACACCGGGGGCGAGCGCUCCCCCACCCGUCUGCUGUCCUGCUCGGGGGCCGGGGGCACCGGAGGGACCAACAGCCUGAUGAACCCGGGCCUGAACACCCAGAGCGAGGGCGUGGAGGCCGACGGCAGCCACAGCAACUCCCCAACGGCCAUGAGCGCUUCGGGCCGCUUGGAUGAGUCCGUCUGGAGGCCUUAUUGACUGACUGACAGCUAGACAAUCAGAGGGUGCGGGAGGAGUGAGGGAGGAAGAGAAAAGAGGACGAUGAGAAAAAAAAAAAAAAGAAAAAAAAAGCUGAACACUGAAAGAAAGAAAAAAAAAACAAAGAAAAAAAAAGAGAAAUGCUGCAUGUUUGUCUUUUAUUUCUCCGGCACUCGCUUUCAAGACUUUUGUGUUUUACCAACUCUCCCAAGAUUUCCAUGUAUUUUGUAAAUUUUGAGUCAACUCCUGCACUGUGCUACAACAUGUACUCUUACGGGACUAUUAAAGCCAUAUAAAUAAAGUGAGAAGAUGUUCAGCUGAGACUGUAAAUAGAAGUGAGAGCAAAAACCAGAGAAGCCAUAGUAACAUUUCAGGAUCAUUUGUCUGGUGUAAACAGGUACUCAUCAGAGACGAAAGAACAAAAGACAAUGGAGGUACAAUCCAUCAGUGCAGCUGAUGAACUGAAACCACAGCAGGCACUCAUCAAGCAGACUGUUCGGACUGAUCCAACUCACUUGGUGGGUGGAGAAGAGCAGUCGGGCUGUGACUCCGACAUCCUUCCAACGCAUGGCUGCACUGCUGUAGCAUAUCGGUUCCUUUAAGCUUUAAUUUCUGUAAGAGAUUUGAAUAUUGCAAAAAAAAAUAUUGUCAGUUGUGAAAACAUCCUCAGAUGCACCGAGAGCUGUUUCAUGUGCUCACAGUACUUAUUUACAACCUUAUUGCCUAAUUUAUUAUCCAAAUGAACAGAACAGCCUUUGGUGCUACGGUAUGCGGCGGAUGUUUCAACACAACCCCUGCAUAUUUGAGAGAAAAGCAUUUUAUCUGUCAGGACUCACAUGUUUAAGAAAUGAAUUCUCCUCUGCUGCAUCAUCAGUGUAUCGAGUUUCAACAGGACAAUGGUUUGAUGUUUGAGGAAUGUAAAAGAUUUAACACAGAGGAGUGUUUAUCGGUUUCUUUUACUCCAGGAAUAUUUUACGUCCUGUUGUUGUUGACUUUUUGCUUUUUCCUUAAAUUUCUUAUUGAAGCCCUUUUCUGAAAAAAGGAGUCCUAGUCUGGUAUUUUUCAACUGGAUGACAGUUUACUUUUGAUAUUUAUUUGAGCCAAAUUGUGAGAAAAUGUACGCAUAUACCCAAAAUCUUUGAGCAUUUCUUGCUACCUUUCCUUUUUAUAUAUAAAUAUAUAUAUACAGUAUAUAUAUAUAUAUACCAUGUUUUGUUGUUAAGUAUAAAUUUGGAAUUUGUGUAAUAUAUUGUUACUAAAUUAUAAAAAAACAAAACCUUUAAUGUAAUUAUUUUGUCUUCCAAUGUAGCUUUGAUGCACUAAAAACUUUUAUUCCUUAUGAACCACGCCCAACAGAUUCUGUUAGUCAGAUGGUGUAUCUAGAGCCGUAACCUUUUAAACUAUUUCCAAAUUGCCUUCCUGCGCUAAAUGAGUCAUUUGCUUAAUUUUUGCACUAUGUUCGACUUCUUUUACUCUUUUAUGGUUUGCAUUUACAAAUAUCUCAGUCUGCAGAGCUAAAUAUUAAAAAAAAAAUUCCUACAUAUACAUUUGCUGAAGACACUUAACGUGUCUUUUUUUUUUUUUUAAUCCUUCACCAAAUAAGUAAUGAUGUCAGAAUUACAUACACACACACACACACACACACACACACACACACACACACACACAUUCCUGCACCACAGGUGUGUGUGCACAUUCCCCCUGUCCUGAGGGCGUUUGCCCCCUGCAGUUACACAUGUGAUCCCUCUAUCCCUGGAGGGGGGAGUGAGAGGAUGAAGGGACAGAAGGAGGCAGUGGAGCAGUAUCUUCUUACCAACCGCUAGCACAGUUAUGCAAAAAAAAAAAAAAAAGCCUUCCUUGUUGUGCACAGGUCCCUUUGUUCUGAAUAAUCAGUGAGUGCUUUGAAGCCUUUCUGGCCCUGAUUCUGUCUUUGCUGGUCUAAUUCACUGAUCAUCGGUGAAUCACAUCAGGGGCGCGUGGCUCUGCCCAUAAUUCAUACACCUGUGCAGAUUAUCUUGGUAUGAGCCACACUAAGAUAUUCAUAGCAGGUAUCAGGUACCUAACAUUGACCUAGAAAGUCUUCCAUAAGAAGGAAGAUGACUAAGCAUUCAUGACUCUGUGAGAUGGGUAUUCAGGUUGCUACACAUGUGAGAUUUCAUUUCAAGGUGAAUAGUGAUCCAAAGCUAGCAUUUGCAGCUCAGGUAAAAACAAGUUAUGCAAGGCGUUUUGCUGAUCCACCAUAGAGACCCUCUGCCUUAUUCCUAUUUUUUAUAACAAUCAGUAACAAUGGUUCAUUCCUAUUUCCCUUUGAUUUGGAGGAAAACACAUUUCCUGCUCUCUCCUCUGGAGCCUUUAUAUGGUAGAAGACCUUACUUUACUGUGGGCAGAAAUCAUGCAGCUAGAGAAACCACAUAUGUAUUUAUAUUUGUGUGGUUUCUUCAAAAAGAAAAAAACCAAAGAUCUUCACAACUGUCUGUAAUGCAGCUGGGUUGUUGAUGAUGGGAAAGAUGUGUGGUAAAAUGAAUCAUGUCUUGAUAUCAUUCUUUAUGCAAAACUAGAAAGCCAAAAAUGUACAACCGAAGUGUAUUUGACUGUAUAUUGGAUUAAAGAGCACAAUGUUACAUUUUCUUAUAUUUCUUUUUUUAAAGAAUCCCCUUUUUCCUUUUCAUAUAUCAAAAUGUAAAGUCCUCUUGCUGUCUUCAUUUCUCUUUAUGCUCAAAGCAUGUACAUCUGAAACUGAUAUGUUAAUUUAAGAAUCUCAUCUAUGUAUGUAUUAAUAUCAUUAAUGUUUCCAUAUUGAGUGCUUGUACAAUUUGCGGAUAAUGUAGUUUUUAACCAUUUUAAUUAAAAAACAUGUGUCUCA